GGCUUCUUAGAAGUGGUGAUGCAAGAAGUUUCUAGGAAAGCGCUACCAGAAGUCGGCAGGAUGUCUUGCUUGGCCGACAGCUGCAUCCAGUUCACGCGUCACGCCAGCGACGUCCUGCUCAACCUGAACCGCCUCCGCAGUCGGGACAUCCUCACCGACGUGACCAUCCUGGUCAGCAGGCAACAGUUCAGGGCGCACAAAACCGUCCUCAUGGCUUGCAGCGGGCUCUUCUACACCAUCUUCACCGACUCGCACAAGUGCAACCUCAAUGCCAUCAGCCUGGACCCCAAGGUGGACCCGGAGGGCUUUGCCAUCCUGCUAGAGUUCAUGUACACCUCCAGGCUAGCGCUCAGGGAGAGUCUGAUCAUGGCCAUCAUGAACACGGCCGUCUACCUGCAGAUGGAUCACGUGGUGGACACCUGCCACCGCUUCAUCAAGUCCAGCGAUCCGACCGUCAAGCUCCCCAGAGACGAAUUCCUGGUGAGCCCUCUGGUUCUGCCCCAGGACGUCCACGCGUACCGCCCUCACGAUAUGGUGGACGCCUUGCACGGCCGCGUGGCGCCUUUCAGGGACGCGCGGCCGGCGUACAGCUCCGGCAUGCUCAACGGCGUCACCACCCCCGGCAACUACCACCUCUACGGGCAGUUCCCCAUGACGGGAUUCCCUUUCCCUCUCUGCAAGCUGACCGACGCUAAGAACGCCUUCAGCGACCUGUCACGGAGCGGGAUCCACCACAAGCACCCGCACGACGCCGCCGCCAUCAGCAGGGCCGAGUACGCCCGGGCGGUGGGCUCCUCCGGCAUCCUGCACGCCGCAAACUUCGCCCCCAGGGAGUUCGGGCGGGAGGACGAGGUGAAAAAGGAAAGCCACGAGGGGCUCGGGCUACCGCUGGGCCUGGGCGGGAGGAAGCGGGUCUACCCCGUCUUGACCCUUGAACCUCAAAAAGACAAAGAGCACAUCCCGCCAAGCGAGGAGGACAUGAUCCAUCACCACUACCCUCUUGGGAUCUCCUCCGCUGGGCGUAAGAGUCUCAUGAGCAGCCCACAGAGCCCCCUCAAGUCAGACUGCCAACCCAACUCCCCGACAGAGUCCAGCAGUAGCAAGAACGCCGGACUGUCGCAGGCCGGGGCGCAGCAGGCGGGGGCGGGAACGCAGGACCCCAAAGCCCGCAACUGGAAGAAGUACAAAUUCAUCGUGCUCAACCAGAGCGCCAGGGAGGACGAGGCUGGCCUGCGGAACCCCGGACUGUGCUCGCCUCAGCGUGUCGGCCUGCAGCCGUAUCUCCACGCCGGGGACAAUUUGGAGGUGCAAAGCGCAAGGAAGAGCGUCGAGGAUCAUCCCAUGCCGCAGACCAGUCGACUCAACAACAUCAUCAGCAGUGCGCUGGAUGGCUCGGUGAGAAGCGGCGAGGCCCAACAGCCAACGCGCUACCUCAAGCGCCUCAACUGCUCAUCGUGCGGCGCCCAGUCGCCCCAGCACUCCGAGGUCUGCCCCUCCCGGUCAAGGCUGGGCGAGGACAUGGCCGAAAUGCAUUCGGAAUACUCCGACUCCAGUUGUGAAAACGGCACCUACUUCUGCAACGAGUGCGACUCCAAGUUUGCAGAGGAGGAAGCUCUGAAGCAGCACGUGCUCCAGGUCCACAGCGACAAGCCCUACAAGUGCGACCGAUGCCAGGCCGCCUUCCGUUACAAAGGCAACCUCGCCAGCCACAAGACCGUCCAUACGGAUUUGUUGUUUUUGGGCUCACCACCUGUUGUGUUUGCAGGCGAGAAGCCAUAUCGCUGCAACAUCUGCGGUGCUCAGUUCAACCGACCAGCCAACCUCAAGACUCACACUCGCAUCCACUCAGGAGAGAAGCCAUACAAAUGUGAAACGUGCGGCGCUCGCUUCGUACAGGUCGCCCACCUCCGAGCCCACGUGUUAAUCCACACGGGCGAGAAGCCGUACCCUUGCGAGAUCUGCGGAACGCGCUUCCGCCACCUGCAGACCCUUAAGAGCCACCUGCGCAUACAUACCGGCGAGAAGCCCUACCACUGUGAGAAAUGCAACUUGCACUUCCGCCACAAGAGUCAGCUUCGUCUCCACCUGCGGCAGAAGCACGGCGCCAUCACCAACACCAAAAUCCAGUACCGCAUUUCUACCGACACGAUGCCCACAGACCUCAGCAAGGCCUGUUAAAACGGCGGAUUUGAAACCCGAGCAGCUCCCUUUGACGUGUACAAUCAUCCAAAAACGCUCGUGCCGCACUUUGUUCAUGGGACUAAUUGAAGUGGACUUUUUUUUUUUUUUUAUUGUGCGCUACAACAAAAGGUGGAGUUGUUGCAUUCUGAUUUUAUUUGGCGGUAGCGUAGGUUGAGGUUUCCACGCGGGCUACAAAAUGGUGUCAGAAGUUAUCAAAAUCGAUGUCAUUGAAAAGAGUAGCCUACUCCGAUUACAGACUAACUAGUGCAAUGGGGUUGUUUUUUUUUUUUUGUCUGUGCAAUUUGAAAUUUUGCACAAUAGUAGAAGCUCUCGAGGGCUCUACAUAGGCCAAAAAUGUUAUUGCUUCAUUCAAUUAUUUAUUUUAAGAACCAAUUUUACUUUCCAAGGAUUUUUGUGCAGUGAAUGCAGGUAGCAGAUUUAUUCCGUUUUUUUUAAAUUUGGAUCGUGUUCAAUAUUUGGUAGCAUCACUCGAGACGUCCACCUAAAGCGAUCCCCCACCACCUUUUGAUGUGUACAAUCAUUUAAGACGCUAGUGCCACACUGUGUUCGGACAAAUCAAAAUGGCAAUGUGCCGCUAAUGAUAAAAAAAAAAAAAACGGGUUUCCACUACAUGUGAA
Messenger RNA from Syngnathus typhle (broad-nosed pipefish), 2819 nucleotides. It is a transcript of the gene bcl6aa, whose product is annotated as BCL6A transcription repressor a. Gene Ontology annotation, biological process: regulation of transcription by RNA polymerase II. Gene Ontology annotation, cellular component: nucleus. Gene Ontology annotation, molecular function: DNA-binding transcription factor activity, RNA polymerase II-specific; protein binding; RNA polymerase II cis-regulatory region sequence-specific DNA binding. Bases 19 to 2178 code for a protein of 719 amino acids. The transcript is spliced from 9 exons. Lineage: Eukaryota; Metazoa; Chordata; Actinopteri; Syngnathiformes; Syngnathidae. The record is from RefSeq and is a predicted model, not a curated record.